CAGGUGAGUCGAAUGGACUUAUGGGUAAUGUAGUUCAUUUUUUCUUCCAAUAGGAGUUACGAGGCGGCAUCGGAACUCAGAGUCCCAGAAAACCUUGCGGCCUCCAACCCACAAACAGAAGGUGUGUCUUCUAAUUAGAAUUCCUAACCUGUUCACUUUUUCUUUUUUUUAAAAUUUCAAGCCAGCAUGGGAUCCCCAAGAGCGUUUUAGAACACGCUUGUCUCCAAAGCAAUGCCCUUAGGAUAAGCAGCUGCUGCGGAUUUGAAGGGAGAAAGGACCAAAGGUAUGUGGGUUUUGUUUCACCUUAAAGUUUCAAAGUUCAGGUGAGGGAGAGAUGGGCGGAAUGGGGUUGGGGAGACAACAUGGAUAUGGACAGAUUUGCAUGUGGGGUGGAUCCGCUUCCUGAUCGCGCUCUGCGACCAUCUCUUUUCCUUUCUUUUACAAAUCGGCACAACGCCUGUAUAGCCUCAGCAUCCGAGCCGCAUUUUACCUUCAACUAAGAAGGAGCUUUCGCUGCCAUCGCGCCCCUAAGUUUGGGGCAAGUUUAUCCUGCUGUUUCCACGUAGAAAGCACCUGUGGGCAUUGGAGUCGACUCCUAGGUGCCGAGGUCCCUUCGUCCCACCCACCCACUCAUAAAAUAUAUGAGGGGACCGCUCUCCCCAAAGCUGAUGGGCACUGCCAUUCAAAUAGUGUGCAUGCACUACAUCAUGUGAUCGAUUACCCAAUGCUGUGAUCGAUCAUGUGAUCAAUAAUGCGGGGUGGGGAAUACCCCAAUAUUUUAUUCAGGUUGGCUCCCCUGCCUGUGGGCAUCACUCCCCAUUUUAUAAAAUCAUUUCUGAUGUUUGUAUCAAUAGGAGAACUAAUUUUAAAACCCAGAGCAAUUUACAAGGUUUCAUACACUCCCAGGGCACUUUUGCUUUUUAGUCCAUUAGCUUCCUGGCUUGAAUCUUUUCUCGUUACAGGGCUCUUGGCCCAUGUAAGCUGUGGAGUCGUUUCAGAGAUAAAGUAGUCCCUGCUGGCUUCCAGCAUAAGACAUUGGGUGAUAACCUACAAAUGUGGUUAAGAGCCCCCUGGCAUGUUAAACAUCGAUUCUGUGGAAGGGUUAGCUGAUCGAAACAAUGCCCCGAUAACUCCUUUUAUGAGGAGUCAACACUACUCAGUGCUGGGUAAAAUGACAGUUCUGAGGUCUUCUAUUCUUUGCCUCACAUCACAAAAGAAGGAAACAUUCAAUUAUACAUCUUAUUCCUAAUCCUAGCCAUAUUUUUUACAGGAUGUGACUUAAUCCAAAUGGCAUGGUAGUGCAUUAUAUAUGGCCUAUUAUAGCAUAAAGAACAGAAAGUUUGUGUUGCAUUCUUUGCUACAAGGUUUUACUGAUGUAAUGUAAGACUUUUGACUAAUGAGAGAAUUUGAACUGGUUGAUUGAUGGGCCAGAAUCUGAAGUAUGAGGAUACAGUAGGUGUUUGUAGCAGUUGUACUUUUUGGCCCAAAACUUUAAAAUGAUGAAUCACUUGAAACUGGAGAUACAAUUAUUUACAUCCAAUUCAAUGUGAGUUGAGUUCCAUUUGUGGGAUGGUUCUUUCUUUCUUUUGUUUUAGGAACCACCGCUUGUGUCCUGUGAAAACCCACAUUUAUGUGUUGGGAAACCUAUGAGAGCAGUGUGGGGUAUAGAAGGAUGUCACUGGAGGAGGUAGCAGAAACUGAGAGCUUCCCUUUGCUGAUGGCCAUCGAUCAAUGGUAGACUAUCUGCUUUGCAUGCAGAACAUUCAUGGCAUCUGGUAGGGCUGGGAACGUCCCUUGUUUAAAACCCUGGAGAGCUGUUGCCAUCUAGCAUAGUCUGAGCUGGAUGAACCAGUUGGCAUAAGGCAGCCUUUUCUGUUCCCUGCUCAAGCUGAAGUGCCUUCCACUUGUGAUUGGGCCACUUUGGAACCAACCCACUGGAAUAUAAUGGAAUUCAACAUUUUCUGUAUAUAAAGGAUAGCUCGCAACUUGCAAUCCAGACUCUAGCUGGGCAGUCACCAUUGCUUAUGCUGUUUUACUGUUCACUCUGCCAGGGGUGGAGGGCAGUACAUUCAGAGAAUUCUGGGCUGGCUCUGUCCUGCAAACUGCCUUUGGGAGCUUUCUUUGAGUUACCACUGGCUGGGAUCCUGCCAGUGGUAGGAUACGUAUCAUCUUAUGUGUUAUCCAUCACUGCAACUGUUUCAGUCACCGAAAUGUUGGUGGCUUGAGUUGCUGGUGGGUCUGGGCUCCCAGUCUUCUUCAGCAGCUGUCAGAUGCACCAGAUUGGGAUUAUCUAGCUAAAUUUGGAAGCCUCUGGACCAGAUGCAGCAAGUUGGUUACGAUAACUGCACACAGCCUUUCUCACUGUGAUAUACAAACUGCAUUAGAGCUUGUGCACAAAAUUAUGUCGAACCACAGUUUACCCUGAGGCUAAAUGAUGACUGGCCUUGAAGUUUACCUCAUAGCUAUUUAAAAUUGGAUGGACACCGCUGCAUUUGCUAAGCUAACUCGAAAGUAUCCUGUAGCAGUUUGCUCAAAAUACUAAUUAGAAGCUGUGUUAGUCGUCUUAUUGAACAUGGCUUUCUCUUCUUUAUAAUGACGGAGAGGCUAUUAAUUCACUGUAGGAAAAGCUGGUGAGGGAAGAGAUGAGGGGAAAAUACAGUUAAGCUGGCAUAGUUUUUUCUUGACAGGCUUUUGUCUUCCAAAAUAAAUGGCCCUAUCCUCACUUAUAGUUGCAGGUUUUUCUGCUUAGCAAUUUAGAAACCUUACUGCUUUCUACGCUUCCUGUAAUCCCUUUCCUUCUGCCAGUUACUUGUAAAUUAUCUUGUAAUAAAUACUUUAACAGGUCAAAAUGGGAUUAUAUUAUCAAUUUAUAAACCGUAAUAGACGCAAAACUUUCAUAUUUAAAAGCCAUCCCCUCCUUUAAUCGCUUCUCUGCCUGAGCUUUGCACUCAAUAGACACCCUCAUUAAAUUGCCCAUUACGGUGCUUGAGUUUUCAGAGAGGCUUUGGUUAAUUCCCAGCUGUUCAGUGUCUGCCUUGAGUUAUUUCUUCCCUAAGUGCUUUAUUCUGCAUUUUAGUUAUAGCAAUUUUAAUUGGCUUCUGUGUUACAUUUCAGGCUUUUUAGACUUUUCUCAUAAUCCUAUCAAACUUAAUUUAUUAAUGGUGUUUUUUCAGUCUUGGUUUUGACACAUACCUUCUUCGGGUUAAGUCGCACAACCCUCUUGGCACAGUGCUUGCUCCAGAGAAAACUUGAUAAGCAUGUGUGUGUGUGUGUGUGUGUGUGUGGAGCUCUGCAUGGAUAGACUGAUUAUUUCUAGUCUUGGUGUUAUGUUAAAAAAAGGAUAUCUGUUUGGUAAAGUAGAUGUGUGGUUCAUCUCUUUCACAUAGGUAUUUGUAUGGUUUUAACAGAUAUUAUUGUGUGUGUGUGUCUUAAUUCUACCAAUGCUUGAUUGUUUUUUAAUUAUUGUUUCCCCCUAUUUUUCUAGCUGUUCUUAUUUUUAUCUGUAAGCUGCCAUGUGCUCCUGUCAGGAAAAAGGCAGGUUAAAAAGUAAUAAUAAUAAUAAUAAGAAUAAUAAUAAUACAACCCUGGGGUGGAUUAUUUGAAUCUCUGUAGCAGUUCUUCAUAGUUUUGGGAGUUAGUGGGAAGCCUCUUGAUAUUCUAAUUACCUAAUGAAGUUAUUCUUCACUACUGAGAAACUUGUUAAUAGUUUCUCUUCAGUUCCAAGGUCAUGUCAAGCAUGACCUUACCCCUAAGAAAAUAAUUGCCAAUUCAUACCUUGAUUUUUAUGUGAUGAAAUUAAUGCAUGUGAUGAAACUGUAAAUGUUUGUCAUGAAGGUACCCUGUGUGGCAACAAGUGAGAUUUACCAAUAGUAUUUAUUGGUACCUUUUCUUAAGAAAAAUAUUGCCUACUGAAAGGAACCUGGACUAGGUAACUGAGUGGCCUUUCAAAAUAAGAGUGUAUAUUAUCUUUCAUUAAGAGAUUGAGACAGAGAUGGGGAUCCUGUACCUCACCCCCUCAGAUGCCAGACUCCAACUCCCAUCAGCCCCUGCCAUCAUGGCCAAUCAUCAGGGCUGAUGGGAGCUGGAGUUCAACAUUUGGAGAGCCACAAGGUCCCCAUCGCUGCCUUAAGGCAACCCACCCACUGCAUGCAUAUUUCGAAUUGUUUAAUAUGUACAGUCAGGUCUUUCCUCACCUCAGACUUGAGUGGCACUGUCUUAGUUUAGUUACACAACCAUAUUCCUCCAAAUUUCAGCACGGUACAGCAUAUUUAAUGGCAGACUGUGUUUUACUCUUUCUGUAUGACUGAUUGUGCAGGCAUGUACUGAACUUGCACUUAUGAUAUACAUUGCUAUCGGCAAGGAAGCUUGGUUCUCAGCCAGGGAAUGUUUCUCUUAGUUUUCGCCGUUGUGACAAAAUAUGAGCUGGUGUCCUUUUGCUCAAAGUGGAAGGCUUGUUAGGUUCCUGUGAGUUCAGAACACCCAGGGUGACCAACCAGCAUCCUCAGACUUUUUCGAAAGAUUCUAUAUAUUUCUGAAAUAUGAAGCAUUAACGGGAAAUAGACUGUAAAAGCAAAUCCAAAUCACGCUCAACUGUCCAUUGUUAUGUGAAGAUAAAUUUACUCUACAAAAAGCCUUGAUAGAGUGUAGGCGGCUGUGGGAUUGUCAGCGACUGGCUUUAAAGCUACUGAGCUGUAGCACUCCUGUUCAAUUUAUAUUUAAGAGGCAAUGAUUUUCAGUUCUAAUGAAAAGCAAUAAAGGUUUAAAAGCAAUGAAAGAACCGGUGGGUUGUGUUGCCUGAACUUCCUGAAGUGGCUGGGGGAAGAACAGUGAUAUGGGACAGAAUUUUCCACGAAAAUUUUGCCAGUGCUGUAUUUUUCCACGGGUACUUUUUGAUUUCAUAAGUUCGUCAUUAACAACAAAUGGGUGCCGAUUGCAAAUACAAUGUUAGGCAAGCUUGGCAGUUUCAGAGUUUUUAGCUUUGUUCAUUAAAGGCAAGUAAAAUAAGCAUGCUGAGUUAGAUCCCUCCCUAUGGCAUAAAAAAAAUUCCAAUGCAAAUUAGCCCACUUGGCCUAGGAAAUUUUCUAGUCAGAAAAUUUUCAAGAAGAUCCAUGUCAUUGGGGAGGAAGAGAGUCAAGAAGAUGGGUGGAGUGUGGGGCGGGACUAUUCAGUAAGCAGGGUUGCCAUAUAUCUUUUUGUGGUAUGUUUGUUUGUGGCAGGUAAAAUUUAAACAGGUAUAGCUUUUCAUUGUAUCUCCAUCCCAGGAAAGACCAUAAUGUUUGUAUUUUUUAUUGAAAGGAGUCCUGCCAGCUGAUAUAGUUGACAUUCCUAGAAGAUGGUGGAGGAGGAACUCGCCAUAUGCCCCCUCUCUCCAGUCAUCCCCAGUUCCACAAAUGGAACAAAGUGGCCUACAUUUAUGGAUCUGCUUAGGCCAGGGAUGGGGAACCUGUGACCCUCCAGUUGUUGCUGGACUCUCAACUCUGAUUAGCCUUCGCAAGCAUGGCCAACAGUCAGGGAUGAUGGGUGUUGGAGUCCCAGCAACAUCUGUAAGGGCCCAGGGUUCACAUCUCUGACUUGGGGACACAAGAAGGAAGAUGAGGCAAAGAUGAGGAGUAAGGACUAAAUCCUCUUCUUCUCCAGCUCUUACUUCCACACGCCUCCCUUCAUCUGAGCUAUUCUAAACUGUUAACAAAUAGAGAGGAGGGAGGAGGUCAGCUGGCCUCAACACAUGCAGCAGAAUGAGGAAGAAAAAUCCCAAGAUGAUAGAACCGAAGAACUGGAGGUGUGGAAUUGCAUUAUCAGCCUUUCCCAACCUCCAGUCCCCAGAUGUAGUCCAGCAACGUAUGGGGGACCCAAGGAUGGGAAAAGCACAUACAAAGAAAUUCAUGCAAAUCCAGUGCUAGCAUUGUAGAGAGUGCAACUGGAGUAGAACUUUUCUUCAUUUUAUUUUAUUUGCAGUAUUUUAGGGUUUUCACACGGCACACCUCCACCUGCAUGCAACUUCACACCUCAGCAUGCCAUAUGUCUAGACCAGGAGCCUCUUUGGAAGUCAGGGCUGGGUUGUCGCCUUGCUGCAAGGCUCCUAUAUUUUAAGGCUGCAUUUAGUGUGCCAGUUUUGAAUCCGUCAGCGUAAAUGCUAACCUGUCAGUUGUAAAUGCUUACUUAAGCAAUGUCUUUAUUAGGAACAUAUUGGCAGAGACGCAAAAUAAUAUCAUUAGCUACCAAGUGCAACAUUUGCAGUGUUCUACCCAAUCCUGUGCAUUUCUAGUAGAUCUUAUGAUGGGUUUUGAAAUGAUGUUGGCUUCUCUUGCCAUGUCAUCAGGAAUUAUUGGGAUGGAAUUAUUGAGUUUUGUUUCUUGGUAUCCUGUAGUUUUGUGCACUUUGUGGUCAAUACUUGCUUGCUCUUGUCCAAUCAACAUCCAUCCAUUUCUGCUUUGGGCAAAAUCAGAAAUCCUGAUACAGGAACUCGAAGGGAAUUUGCUACCUGGAGAAAUUAGAACAAGCCUAACGGCUAUCUAGGCUCCUAAUUAGAACAGCUAAGAAUGGAAAAGUCAAUCACCAGAUAAAUUUAGUGUUGAAAAACAGAUGCAUGUAUCUGCCUCCCAUGGUCUGGACACCUUAGUCAGAACAAUAUGUAGCAAUACCUCCGGCUGCAUUGUCUUCUGUUGCUGGGGAAAACAAAGAUUAUUUUGUAAUGAACUGGAGGAUUUUGCUGCUGUGGUGGCAAAGUCUGGCUUCACUUGUUAGAGCUGAAAUAUAUUUCACUAAGAGACGUUUUUCUUUCCCUUGUGUUUUUUAGCAGGUUUGUCAGCCCAGUAGUACCCAUCAAAAUGAAAAGUUCAAUGCUUAAAUUCUCUCUUUGGGUAAUGUGUUCCUGAAACUAUUGAUGCCCAUUUCCCCCCUGUCAAUCCCUACAGGAGUUUUGUUUAUUAGGUCAAUAUGUUUAUUGAAUGUCAAGCAGUAUAAUAUUAGAAACAUUUGAGUAAAACAUAAAGGUGAUUCAAAGAUAUAUAUAUAACCCAGGAUACUGAAAUAGAGCAUUUAAAAUUGCUGUGUAUUUUAAAAGUUCACCAAGGAACCAGAAAACAAGCUGAGCAGUGUGCUCAGCUUUCUGAGGUAAACUCUUUAAAUGUCGUGCUAGCUAGUCUCCCAAGAAAUGCCCUAAGGAUGCUCUCAAGUGCUUAAAUAGUGUAAAAAGCUCUCUUUUUUGGGUCUGCCACAAGCAGUUUAAAUUGGCAUUUAUUACUUUUAUAGAGCAUGUAGCUCAGUCUCCUGUAAAGAGACUAGCUAAUAACUGGCUGCUUUCUCACACUAAAAGAAACGAGGAGAAAACAGUUGUGCCACAGAGAAAUAUGGGGGCACCCCCCCUCAAGCUCUUGACUUUAUUUCCCCCUGCCCCCAACACUACUUCCUUCAAAUGCCAUUUUAUAGAAGUAAACAGCUGAGUAGGGAAAACCAAGGCCCAGAAAAAAUUGGGAAAAACCAUGUUGUGUUAUAAGCCAAUUGUGUUUUAAGCCAAUAAUGUGUACAUCGCCUGAGUUGCUGUGAGUUGGGGGUGCUAACUGAGCAGAGCUCUGAUCUGAAGCUCUUUUUCUCCCCUCUCACAUUCAUAAUGACUGCCUGCUUCUUUUUCUAUUUUACAGAAAUUAUGCAGGUUAUUUUUUUAGAGGGCACUUCUAUGACAUAUGCCAUUUUCAUACUAAAGCCAUCACCUACAAAACCACAGGGAAGGAAGCCAAUCCCUUUUAAUUCUCAACCCCGGUCAACUUUAAAAAUGUCUAGCACAAAAAAAUCCCUGCAUCUAUAUACUUCGGAAAUUUUGCAGGUUUCUUACCUAGAAUCAUAGAAUUGUGGAGUUGGAAGGGACCCUGAGGGUAAUCUACCUGUAAUAUAUGAUACCUAGUGGUGUCUCUCUAAUAUAUGCAAUUUUCAUCUAAAUUGCUUCACAAAACAAUAGAGGGGUAUUAAGUGAUUAAAAUAAAAAAAUAAAUCCCAAACUGGCAAAGGCUGUUCUUGCAGAAGAAACUACUGCCAGUGUCCUUCAGAAAUUUGGCUUUGUUCCUUCCCUCAGAGGGGGCUGCUGUUUAUGAAAGUUUUGUCCAAUUCAGCCAAAAAAGAAGAGAGUUAUUGAUUACAGUAUUAUCUAAAAGACAGCAAUUGCAUUUUAAAGGAGCCCAGCAACAACAGCAACAAGCCAUUGCACUGUUCUUCUGGAAUUUCUUAGGUGUUAUGCAAUAUAACAAACAAACAAACAAUUUCAGCCAUUUUCAUCAGAUUCUAUCAAAAAGGGGGGGAAUGUAGCCAUUUUUUAUUUCUCCAUAAUAGUAAAUGGGGAAUCAUAAAUGUCUUGUUCUGCCAAACUGGGUUUCGAACAUGAGCUGAAUCAGGAUCAAAUGGAUCUGAGGUGAACUGAUCUGUUUUCCAAAGCACUAAAUCAAAUCCUGAGGUAAAUAACGUAGUUGGUGCAUACUCCCAUUUCAAAUGGAAGCUGGUGUUUCCAAGUCGUAAGACAAGUUUCAAUAUAUUGGGAUGUUGUAGUUGGCAACGUAUCUAUCCCAGUUACUGUAUACAGGUAGGCAGAGUCCCUUCUCAACUGUAGCAACCCAAAAAGCAUAUUCCUGCUGCCUAUAUUGUUUAAUCUGUAAUACCUUUUUUAAAACGCUCCCUGGCUUUUAAACCACUUUUUACAUAUAUCUAAAAUACUGGUAGUGUUUUUUGGGCACUUUUAGUGCAUUUCUAAUUGUUUUGCUGUGUUUUAUUGUAAACUAUCCUGGUAUACAUAUUAUGCAGGGCAGUUAGUAUAUAUAAAUCCCUGAAAUAAUAAAAACAAAAACAUACGGAAACGCCAGUAUGUGGAACUAGUUUCUGUUUCAUCUAUGAUUGUAUGUUUUAAACACAAACCUAUGAAAGAUCACAUUGUACAGUGUAUGUUGAAAAAACUGUCAGAUAAAACAAAGAGUGCAUUUCUCCCCCUGCUUACUGACCUGCAUUCGGAUUAAACAAAACGCCCUUGUGCCACCCUUCUUGGCUGUGUUAUAAAAUACACACCUUUUCUGGCAUGGAUAUGGAGUUCUGUGUUAAGUUCUAGAGAACUUAAAUGAUAGCCUUAUCUCAGUGUUUUGGAAUCUUUGAGUGCCCCUUUAUAAGAGUAUCGCUCUUAAGAGGCUGGAAUUAUUUGCCAAGUCUAGUGUUUACAUUUCUAGACAAAGAUGUAUUGAAAAAUCAAAAAUCAAUUCUUUUGGGGGAGUAGCAUUCUGUGUUUGCUUCCGUAAAUUUUGCAAACAGGCAGUGUCCGAGAGAAUCAUUAUAACUGGGUUGCCAUUAUACUCUAUCUCAGGGGUCAGCAAACUUUUUCAGCAGGGGGCCAGUCCACUGUCCCUCAGACCUUGGGGGGGGGGGCAGACUUUAUUUUGGAAAAAAACCACAUGAACGAAUUCCUAUGCCCCACAAAUAACCCAGAGAUGCAUUUUAAAUAAAAGCACACAUUCUACUCUCGUAAAAACACCAGGCAGGCCCCACAAACAACCCAGAGAUGCAUUUUAAAUAAAAGCACACAUUCUACUCUUGUAAAAAAACCAGGCAGGCCCCACAAAUAACCCAGAGAUGCAUUUUAAAUAAAAGGACACAUUCUACUCAUGUAAAAACAUGCUGAUUCCCGGACCGCCUGUGGGCCGGAUUUAGAAAGCAGUUGGGCCAGAUCCAGCCCCCAGGCUAUAGUUUGCCUACCCAUGCUCUACAUGCAAUAUUUACUUUGGAUGCUAAAACUGAAUUGGCAAAUCAGGUCCCUUCUUUCUAUGUGGCAACAAGAACACGUACCCAGGGUUGUCUUUACUCGGGAGGGCAAGGGGUGUGGGACACCCGGGCACUGAGUUCGGGGGGGGCACAAGGUGCCCGCUGCUGAAGCCACCUAAGCUCUUAGCUAUCUACCUGUUAUGAAAUAAUAAAUAAUUUUGAUCAAGCUACAAAAACAAAAUACAUAUAUACCUAGGUAUUACCGAAAUGUAUACCUACUGUUUCACUAAAGGACUUUUGACUUUAUGCGCUCAUUUACCAAAGAUGUGCCGCACCAGCAAUGGUACUUGUCAUUCUCAAUGGCGCCGUGCACAUGAAAUAAACUAUAUUUGGGGGCGCUGGGUGGAUCUUUGCACCCUGGUGGUGCAUAUGAUAAAGACGGCCCUGCAGGUACCUAUGGGACUUUAUAAGCACAGACCCUGUGCAGACAUUCAGCAAGUGGGAAAUCUGGCACAGGGAAGGAGAGCAAAAUCUGCUUCUGUUAUUGUAAUUCCUUCCUCUGUGCAUGGAGAAGAAAUUACUUUGAAAGACUGCGCAGGGAUAAACAGCCCGCACAACAUGACUUGCAGUCUUAACCAAUGUCUGCUCAGGUGUAAGUCCUGUUGAAUUCAAUGGGGCUUCCUCCCAGGUAAGUGAGCCUAAACUCAAAUAGGCAACUAUCCAUGCCUCCCUAUUGUGACGUUAAUUUCUUUCUGGACUUUGAUUACAAUUUAUGCCUCGUGGUUCUAAAACAUUUAUUGGUUAGUAAAGCAACUUGUCUUAAAUCUGUUAGGAAGGAAGAUGUCUGCAUCCUGUCAUAUAAAGGACAUUUCAUGGAGUGACAUUUCAUGGAGUAAGUCAGAGGGAUGUCUGGUUGACUUGGAUGACGGCAGCCCUGCAAGAAAUGAUUGGACAGGUAUGUUGCUAGCAUCCUACCUUCUUAAGCAGAGUUCUGAUCGGAAUCUACGUUUGCUUGAUAAAUGCUUGGCUUAUUUUAUUUUAUUUUAUUUAUUGAAGUUAUAUAGUGCCCUAUACUCAGAGGUCUCAGGGUGGUUCAGAGAACAAAAUCAAAAUAUAAAACCACAAAAUAUAUAAUCAAAAUAAAAACAACAUAUUGCAGCUGAAACUUUUAGUUAAUGUAAGGGAAACUGAAGUAUCUUGACAAAUGCAGAAUAUUAGGUAGAAGAUAAUAAAUAUAAAGUCGCCAUACUUAACUUCAUUUUCUUCUUUUUAACAGAUGACAGACAAAAUGAACUGGAGCUGAAGUCCCAUUGGUCUGAAGAAUUUAAGCAACGUGUCCCUGGAGCAUUUAAGACCAAUCCUUUUUGGAAUGUACUGUCAGCAUCCAAUCCGUUUUUAGACGAUGUAGCUCAGUCAAACAACAGAGAAAAAAGUGACAAGCACAUAUCCAUCUUAAAAGAAGACCCCUAUUUAUUUUUUAGAGAUCUAAAUAACAGAGACUCGGCUGCUUCGUCUGGAGACGAAUUGAAUCUUGAUUAUCUUUUUCUUCGCAAAUCUUCCAGGAGAUCGGCAAAAUCUCGGAGUGUUUCAGAUCUUUUGGAUAUUGUAGGGACUAAGACAUUUGAACUCCCUAGCACGGCACCGUCCAACCAUAUCCUGCCUCCAAACAGUGAACCUCUUCAGAAUGACCGUGAAGCCUAUAAGACAGCGUGGUUGAAUCAAAGGCAGCUGGCCCGAUCUUGCCUGGAUUUGAAUGCAAUAAACCAGAGUCCGGGAUGGGCCCAAACCCAGUCUGUAGAAACCCAUAUAGCUUGCAAAGUGAGUCAUGAAGGCGGCUCAGUGCAGCUUCCUGACUCGGAGAUUGCGGUCCAUUUCCCCGAAGGCCACGUAGCCUUUGGAGAAUUCCAAGAGGUUGGCUUACAGGCAAUCCUUGACUCCCCACCAUCGCUCAACCAUGAGUUUUCGACCACUGUGAGCCCUCUGAUUGAACUGACAUUAAGUAACCUCAAUACCACAGAAGCCAUUUUGCUUGAAAUGAAAAUUGCAGCCGAGGUGAAGAAGGACCCUUUCAGUCAGGUUAUGACUGAAAUUGUAUGUCUAUGUGGUUUCACCAAAGAGGGCCCGUUUGAAAGAAUAAACAACUGUUACAUCUAUAAAGAUACUGUCCAAGUCAAGCUGACAGACCUAAGUCACUUGAUGUACAUUGUGGCUGUAGCCCAAACCAAUACAAUUAAUUCACCUGCAAGCACUUGGGAGUAUAUACACAGAAAGCUCUCAGUUGGGAUUUAUGGACCCAAACAUAUCCACCCUUCUUUCACAGUUGUAUUUGCUCUGUUUGGCCACAACUAUGUUCUAGAGAAGCUUACAGUAUGUGACAUUAAAAAGGGUGGAAAGAGCAUGCCCCCGGUUGUUUUCCAGCUCUGGGGAAAGCAUACAUUUGCACUUGAGAAGCCUCAAGAUCUUAACGUUUUUGUGGCCUCUUGUGACCCUGAUUUUGAAGUGAAGGAAGAGGAUCAGAGGAAAGAAAUUAAAGAAGGGAUACUGAAAGGGGGCGGCGAAGUGAUUCACCAGCACUUCCCAUUUUCUAUAAUCAACAGAAGGAAAAUACAUCUAUUUGUCUUCCGCGUCCAGGUGAAAGUCCCAAGCAACAACGUGGUGUGCCAGUUUUACAUCACAACCCCUGAGCCAGCUCCAAAGCCAUUAACUGGGGUGUUCAACAAGCCAAACCGAUUAGAAAGACGCAAGGCGGUCAACUCUGCCCCACUGCUGUCGAUGCCAACAAUUAAAUAUCCAGUUUUUCAGGACAAAGCUUUACACGUUGCCAGCUAUGGUGUAGCUUUGAAGACAGUGUUGCGUCAAAAUAAAAUUGACUAUUUGCUGGAAUAUUUUAAAGGCGACACAAUAGCGCUUCUUGGCGAAGAUAAGGUGAAAGCCAUCGGACAGGCUAAAAUAAAAGAAUGGUACGUGGGCGUUCUUAGAAGAAAAGUUGGCCUUGUACACUGCAAAAAUGUCAAAGUGAUAGCCAAAGACCAAGUUAUGGAUAUUGAUGAUAGCACAAUCACAACCAAAAGCCUUCUUGAGCAAAUUGCUUUACCUUUUAGAAAGCUGACUUAUAUCUACGCAGCAAUCUUAUCCACGGUAUCGGAGAAAAUGAACGACUGGAAAGCUUUAGCUGAUGCCCUUGGAUUUUCGAACAUGUCUUUGGAUGCUUUCAGUGAUGUACAAGCUGACAAAGAAUCAGAAAAAGUAGCCUACGUUGUGAAGAAGCUCAAGGAAGUCUGCCACGAUAACAGAAAUACAAGGCGUUUCCUGUACGAGCUGUCUGUUGUAAGUACUGCUUGUUAGGCCACACCAAACAUUUGACCCCCUAUUCUCACAGAGCUACUGUACAUUUCCCAGAGUUCCCUGGGAGGGAGGAUUGACAGUUAAAUCACUCUGGAAAUUGUAGUUCUGUGAGGAAAAUGGGGGUCUCCUAGCAACUCUCACCACCCUUAACAAAGAUAGUUCCCAGAAUUCUUUGGGGGAAGCCAUGACUCUUUAAAGUGCUUUAAAUGCAUGGUGGGGAUGCGGCCUUUGUUUAUGUGAGGCCCAAAUGAGCAAUAAUUGGCUUAGCUAAUUUGUUGGGAUUAUGGUUAUCCUUCUCCACCUCAAGGCCUGUAGGCAGGUGACAAGACAGUGAUCCAGCAAAGCUAUUUUAGUCAGAAAAAUGGCUUUGUUAGCCGUGUGAGCUGCAGCUGCAAUGGAAAUGUUUAAAGCAGUUCUUGGCUCCGUACGUAGUUCUCUCACAUGCUCCUUUAUAGGCUUGUUGGAUCCUGACCAAGAUGUCUGAAAAAAGCUGGUUGUGAAAAUGUUCACUUAAUGUUGAAAUUAUGUAGAAGCUGUGGGGCAAAAACACACUGUUGAUCACUGGGCUCUCUAGUUUUUUAUCAACUUAUAAGUGCCUGCCUAGUUCCUUAUGAAAACCUGGAAGUGUGGGAGCCAACAGAGUGUACAUCAGUUGUUGUUAGACUGUAACUCCCAUCAUCCCUGACCAUUGCCCAUGUUGUCUGGCUGGGGCUGAUGAGAGUUUGAGUCCAGUACACUGGGGAACCCAGCGUUGUGUAGAAGUUAGGGCAGGCAUAGGCAAAUGCGGCCCUUCAGAUGUUUUGAGACUACAGUUCCCAUCAUCCCUGACCACUGGUCCUGUUAGCUAGGGAGGAUGGGAGUUGUAGUCCCAAAACAACUGGAGGGCCGAGUUUGCCUAUGCCUGAGUUAGGGUGUUGGAAUAGGAUCUAGGAAACAGGGGUUCAAAUCUCCACUCAGCCAUUAAGCUCACUGGGUGACCUUGGGCCAAUCACCAACUUUCAGCCUCUCUCACAAGGUUGUUGUGAGAAUAACAUGGAGCCAUAUAUGCUACCUUGAACUCCUUGAUAUAAAUGCAAUAAUGGAAAACAUGAUGUUGGCUACCUCUGGUGCAGUCCACUUCCCAUCUCGGGAAAACAUAAAUGCCAGACAACUCUUCCUUUAUCCCUAUGGUAGAAUUCCUGCCAUAACUCUUCAGAAUCCUAGGUGGAAUUAUUUGGGGACCUUAAAGAUAGCUGUGCGACCUGAUGAUCAGCUGAUGGGUGAGACACCUUGCCCCUUUGUAAUGAGCCAGAGCCCUUCAUCCUGCGAUCUCACCUCUCAGCAGCACUGGCAUUGCGAAUGCUUUCUAGCUGGAGCUGAAGUUCUUCCUGCAUCUCAGCACUUUGCUCAAUGUAGAGCAGCAUUUCCCAACCCGGUGCUCGCCGGACAUUGUUGGGUUCAAGCUCCUCUUCACCCCAACCAGCAUAGCCGGUAGUCCAGCGGCACCAGGAAGCCUGUUCACAGAGUGCUGUUCCCCCUGAAACUUGUUUUGAGGGUGUCUCCCCUUACAGCGGUACCUCGGGUUACAGACGCUUCAGGUUAAAUACGCUUCAGGUUACAGACUCCGCUAACCCAGAAAUAGUACCUCAGGUUAAGAACUUUGCUUCAGGAUGAGAACAGAAAUCAUGCGGCAGUGGCAUGGCGGCAGCAUGAGGCCCCAUUACCUAAAGUGGUGUCUCGGGUUAAGAACAGUUUCAGGUUAAGAACGGACCUCUGGAACAAAUUAAGUACUUAACCCGAGGUACCACUGUAUCUGGGUUUCCCCUGACUUUUCUCAUUGCGCAAUUGUCGCUGCAAGCAAUCUUCCUCCAUAAUGAAGAUUUCUCCUUAAAUUUUCAGUAUCAGCCUGAUAAUUGCAUUCAGUUAAUGUAUUUAUUGGUAGAGAAACAAGAAUCGUUACUGUAGCAGUUUGGUUUGCAAGGAAGUGUACUUAAAAGGUUUGCCUGGCAGCGUUGCAAUGGCUUUAUGGUACUUUCUUAUACUUGAAAAGUGUAAUAGCUAGAGGACUACUCUUUCUCUGUUGACUAAGGGAGCAAUCCUAUUUUGUUUAUUUGUUUGCUUAUUAAAUUUGUGUACAUAAUAUGCAAGAAGCUGGCAUAAAGCAAGCCAGAUUGUAAACUCUGUUCAAGAGCAGGGGUACUGCUGGCUGAGCCUGACAGAGGGAAAGGAAGCCUUUAGAAAAGGAUUUGAGUUAUCCUAUCCUUUUUGCUGGCUUAAGGGUAAAGGUAAAGGACCCCUGGAUGGUUAAGUCCAGUCAAAGGCGACUAUGGGAUUGUAGCGCUCAUCUCGCUUUCAGGCCGAGGGAGCCAGUGUUUGUCCACAGACAGCUUUCUGGUUCAUGUGGCCAGCAUGACUAAACCACUUCUGGCGCAAUGGAACACCGUGACAGAAACCAGAGCACACGGAAACACUGUUUACCUUCCCACUGCUGCAGUACCUAUUUAUCUACUUGCACUGGUGUGAUUUCGAAUUGCUACGUUGGCAGGAGCUGGGACAGAGCAACGGGAGCUCACUCCGUUGCAGGGAUUCGAACCGCGACCUUCCGAUUGGCAAGCCCAAGAGGCUCAGUGGUUUGGACCACAGCACAACCUACACUGGGUUACCACGUCAUGUGACCAAGCGAAUAGGCUUAGGAUCCAGCUCUGGUCCCGCCCCCAGAACGCCCCUUCCUUAGGCCCUAGGCUGGCUAUGUUGGGCUGGGCCUCAGCAGAGACAGGAUGAGUGAGACAUGCCCUCAUUUAAAUUUACGCUCUCCCCAGCUUGAGCUUCACACACUAAGGUCCUUUCACGGUGGCUUGCUAUCAAAGUCAUAACAAAACACAACACUGUCAACACACACCCUUCAAAAAAAGCUUGAAAACAAAAACCACAGCAAGUCAGACAGAAACACUCUGACACAUAGGUCUGCAGUCUUCACACCCGACUAAAAUUCAACAAAUAGGGAUCCAAACCUAACUUUAGCAGGAGGGAGUUCCACAGAUGAGGUUCCACAACUGAGAAGGCCCUUUCCUUGGAUCACUGCAAUAUAUCCUGUAGUGGGAUCCCAAGGAGGGCCUUCCCGGUAGAUCUUAAAGUACAGGCUGGUGGAUAAUGGGACAGGUGCCCCUACAGGGACCCAAGUCAUUCAGGGCACUGUAAGUUAUCAACAUGACCUUGAAUGGGGCCCAGUACAGUGGUACCUCGGGUUAAGUACUUAAUUCAUUCUGGAGGUCCGUUCUUAACCUGAAACUGUUUUUAACCUGAAGCACCACUUUAGAUAAUGGGGCCUCCUGCCGCCGCCAUGCUGCCGGAGCACAAUUUCUGUUCUCAUCCUGAAGCAAAGUUCUUAACCCGAGGUACUAUUUCUGGGUUAGCGGAGUCUGUAACCUGAAGCGUAUGUAAUCCGAGGUACCACUGUACGGUACUGUCAGUCAGUGCUGAACCAUUGUUACAUGGUUCAGAAAAGAAGCAUAGCUCCAGCAUGGUCAAUGGUUACAGUAUUUCAUUAUUGUGUGUCCUAUCCCCUUGUUUUUAGCUGUUCUUAUUUUACCUGUAAGCCACCUAGAGUCCCUGUCAAGGAAAAAGGAGAUGUAAUUAUAAGAAUAAGAAUAAGAAUACUAGACAUUGUGGUCCAAAGCAUCUAGAAGGCACCAGGUUGGGAAAUGCUGGUUUUGGACAUAAGCCUUUCAAAUCUUAGUCUAUUUCUGUGAUGACAUGUUGCUCAUUAGCAAGUUGCCCAAAAUAACAGAAGCCCUUUAGCUUAAAAAUAGCAAGCACUGGAAGUCAUGGGUUUCGUCAUUGUCAAGAUAUAUAUACUACCGCUUAAGGACUUCUCACUAGUUCUCUGUAGCUGCAAUUUUAAACAUGGACUUGCAGGUAAAAGUUUUGUCUCUUGCUUCCAGCUUCUUCCCUGAGGCUAUAUUUUCAGGCUCAUUAUACAAGUGUAGUUCUCGGUAAAACUUAAGUACCUUUUUGGUUUUUUUUACAAUGGCAGCUUUCUGCUAAAGAGCUGCAACAUCUUAAAGGCCUGAGAAUAUAAUUGAUGCAUAUGAUUGUACAGUGGUACCUCGGGUUACAUACACUUCAGGUUACAUACGCUUCAGGUUACAGACUCCGCUAACCCAGAAAUAGUACCUCAGGUUAAGAACUUUGCUUCAGGAUGAGAACAGAAAUCGUGCUCUGGCGGCACGGCGGCAGCAGGAGGCCCCAUUAGCUAAAGUGGUGCUUCAGGUUAAGAACAGUUUCAGGUUAAGAACGGACCUCCGGAAUGAAUUAAGUACUUAACCCGAGGUACCACUGUACAUAGGAUGGAGAUGGUGUGGAGAUGCUGUGUAGGAUCAGGCCAGCAUAUGAUCUGUUAUGGUCGGUCUGUGCAGUGCCCACAUUCAACCUAUGCAGAAACACUUUUUGCGUGGCCUCCUUGUGAGGAAAGCAAUGUUAAAAUGGAGCAGCCUCUAUUUCUUCCAAAGAUUUUCUAUGAAUCCAGUGUUUCUGUGUUUCUUCCUGAAAUAACCACAUUAGAGGAUCAAGUUUUCAUCUUGGUGUGGGAUAUGCAGCUGUCCCAUUCUGGGAUCGAACCGUCAACCUUGGUGUUAUCAGCACCCCGCUCUUACCAACUGAGGAAAUGGGAGUUUCAACAACCUCUGGAGAGCCAGAGAUUCCUACUUAAACCUUGCAUAAUUGGUUAGUUGUAAGCUGCUGUGAUUUUUUUUUUUUAAUGGUAGUACAGUCAUACCUUGGUUUUUGAACAACUUAGUUCUCGAAUAUUUUGGCUCCCGAACACCACAAACCUGGAAGUGGGUGUCCCGGUUUGCGAACUAUUUUUGGAAGCCGAAUGUCCGAUGGGUCUUUCGAUUGGCUGUAUGAACUUCCUGCAGCCAAUCAGAAGCCGCGCUUUGGUUUUCGAACAUUUUGGAAGUCAAACAGACUUCCGGAACGGAUUCCAUUUGACUUCCAAGGUACAACUGUAUAUAAAUAUUGUAAAUAAAACAACAUUUUAAGGGCAAAACGGAAGAGGUAUUUUCUUGUCUCAGGUGGAAUGCCAUUUGUUUUGUUCAGUUUUGGGCCAGCAGAGCAAAGCGAUUGCAUUUACAUAAACCUGAGCAUUUUAAAAGGACGCUCAAGUAAAAAGAGCUGAGAGCGAGAAGUCAUCAGUUACUGGCUUUUCUUCUGUGAAAAAUGAUUAUACAAAUGGGCCACAAUACCCAUAUACAUUUCUUUUCCUAAGCAGAUUUUAUCCUGCUGCAGCCUAGUUCUAAAGUAAUUGCUCAGGAUAGAACUUUCAGUAAUUUCAGCCAGUCUUUUCCUUGGCUAAUGACUAUAUGCAGGACUGUCCUAAAUAUCUGUAAUCAGGAAUAAUGAGUAAACUCUAUUAUUGAUUAUGUGGUCCUAAGACUGACAUUUAUAUAAAACCAUACUCUUCUUUCUGGGAACAGUAUGCCAUUUUUGGCAGUAUAGUGAUAAAUCUGCAAAAACUACCGUAAUUAGUUCAGAUUUCAUUUUAAAUCUGGCUCCUAGGCUAAUUGUUCUAGGAAAAGAGAAUUGAUACAGAUUCACCAGCGGUUAGUAAAAUUGGUAACAAUUAUUCCGGUGUAUCUAUUGUUUUGCUGCCAGACGCAUGAUUCAGAAAGCCCUACUCAACUUGGAGCCAAAAGUACCUUGAAGACCACCAGAUACCUUAUACUCUGCUUUGAUCACUGAAGCCUUCAGAUGGGGCACAUUUUGUGCCCCCGCCCCUUAGAUUUAACAGCCCUUUAUCAGGGACAAAGACUUCUGCAGACCCUGCUCUGUGGAACUCCUUGCCCCAUGAUCUUUGUUUGACAGGAGUCAGCCCUGCUUUCUUUCAAACGUCUUUUAAAAACUGUUCAGUCAGGUCUUCAGAAUCUUUUUUUUUUUUAAAUCAACUAAUUUUUAAUAAUAUGUUCUUUUCGCUUUGGCUAUUUUGGUGUAUUGUGUUUUUAAUCUUACACUUUGCCUUGUUAUAAUUUCUACAGGAGUGUGGCUUAUAAAUAUUUAAAUAACUAUAUGUAUGUGACUAAGUAAAACAUACUGUAAAGGAGGACCCAUUGAAAUCAAUGGACUUAAGCCUGCAUUCAAAUAGCAUUUCAUUCAGUUUUCAUGAUGAUUCCUUACCUAAUCAUUUCCACAUUUUAUGUGAUCUUUCUCCACAUGUAAAAAAGCCACUUCUGGAACACUAGUGGAAUAUUUAGCAUAAGUUUAAGUGCUCGUUUCCGUAUUGCUUCAAAUAGUUGCACAAGCUGGCUAUAAUUAAUUGUUAUUCAUGGUUGCUUGAGAACAUAAUCAUCAAACUUGUGGUUUCAGGCCCUGCUGAAGCUGGAUUGCCAAGGAUUACUUGCACGCAUCACGCAAGACACAGUCAUUUUUACGUCUGCUGUGAAGCUUGGGAAAGGCUGGAGAGAGCUGGCAGAAAAAUUAGCACGACUCACAAAGCAACAAAUCGAAGCUUAUGAAACUCCCCACCGGGGCACAAAUGGAGAUGUCCCUCCAGAGGUGAAACUUCUCUCACUUUCUUUCACUGUGCUAUUUUGCCACCAGAGCUUUUUAGACUGAAUACAGACCAUUGUUUUUAUAACUGACAUAAAAUGGCAUUGCUUGCCAUGGGAUGUAUGUGUACACAUUCCUUUUGCCCCACCAUUGCUUCUAGUCAAACAGGUUGCAUAGGUUUUCUGAGCACAAUUCAAAGUGUUGGUGCUGACCUUUAAAGCCCUAAAUGGCUUCGGCCCAGUAUAAUCGAAGGAGCGUCUCCACCCCCAUCGUUCAGCUCGGAUACUGAGGUCCAGCUCCGAGGGCCUUCUAGUGGUUCCCUCACUGCGAGAAGUGAAGUUACAGGGAACCAGGCAGAAGGCCUUCUUGGUAGUGGCGCCCGCCCUGUGGAACGCCCUCCCAUCAGAUGUCAAGGAGAUAAGUAACCUUACAACAUUUAGAAGACAUCUAAAGGCAGCCCUGCUCAGGGAAGUUUCUAAUGUUUGAUGUUUUAUCGUGUUUUUAAUAUUAAUAUUACAAUAUUUUAUUAUAAUAUUAUAAUAUUAUGUUGGGGAAACCCAUCUGGAUGGGCAGGGUAUAAAUAAUAAAUUAUUAUUACUAUUAUUAUUUCUUAAAUGAUAUAAUACUCAUAAAACAUGGUGAAAACAGAAUUGGUCUCUCUUCAGUCCUAAACAUCAUUCCCUCUCUCUCUCUCUCGGUCUUACUGUUAUGUGUCCAAACUUUCAACUCUAAUAAUUCUUGUCUGUGUUAUACAGUGGUGCCCCGCAAGACGAAUGCCUCGCAAGACGGAAAAACCGCUAGACGAAAGGGUUUUCCGUUUUGAAGUUGCUUCGCAGGACGAAUUCCCCUAUGGGCUUGCUUCGCAAGACGAAAAUAUCUUGCGAGUCUUGAGAUUUUUUUUCGCUUCCCCCCCCCUUUAUCUAAUCUGCUAAGCCUUUAAUAGCCUUUAAUAGCCUUUUAGCAGCUAAUCCCCUAAGCCUUUAAGCCUUUAAUAGCCGCUAAACCGCUAAUAGCGCUAAUAGCGCUAAUCCGUCAAUGGGCUUGCUUCGCAAGACAAAAAAACCGCUAGACGAAGACUCUCGUGGAACGGAUUAAUUUCGUCUUGCGAGGCACCACUGUAAUAGCAUGACACAAAAUUGCUCAAAGCCAUUUCUCAAAGCCCACCCAAAGAGACGAGGCUCAUCAAGUUGAUGGAGACAAAAUAUUGAAUUAAACAUUUAAAUGGCUUCUCUAGAGAAUUUAAAUGGAGACAUCCUGAGGGUGUAAGUCUAUAAAGAUUCAUUCUGCAGUCCUGUGCAUAUUUUAUUUAGGAUAAGGUACACUGAUCUCUGCUGAGUUCUGAGUAAACGUGUUUUGGAUUGUUCCGCAUCUGUCAAUGAAGCUAUAUAAAAAUUUCCAUUAACAUCGGCCUUUAUUGGCAGAUGAUUUUAGCUUGGUAUCCCAACCAAAUAUGAAAAUGUGUAGCUACAGUGGUGCCUCGCAAGACGAAAAGAAUCCGUUCUGUGAGUCUCUUCGUCUAGCGGUUUUUUCGUCUUGCGAAGCAAGCCCAUUGACGGAUUAGCGGAUUAGCGCUAUUAGCGGCUUUGAGAGGCUUAUCAGCUUAUCGGAUAAGCAGAUAAGCGGCUUAGCAGCUUAGAAAAAGCGGGGGGAAAGGAAAAAAAAACCACAGGAACUCGCAAGACAUUUUCGUCUUGCGAAGCAAGCCCAUAGGAGCUUCGUUUUGCGAAGCACCUCCAAAACGGAAAACUCUUUCGUCUAGCGAGUUUUCCGUCUUGCGAGGCAUUCGUCUUGCGGGGCACCACUGUAUUGUUGGAGGACAAUGACAGCUUAACUAGCAAGGCACAUGACCGUAUAGUGGUACCUCGGGUUACAGGUGCUUCAGGUUACAGGUGCUUCAGUUUACAGACUCCACUAACCCAGAAAUAGUACCUCGGGUUAAGAACUUUGCUUCAGGAUGAGAACAGAAAUUGUGUGGCGGUGGCGUGGCAGCAGCGGGAGGCUCCAUUAGCUAAAGUGGUACCUCAGGUUAAGAAUGGUUUCAGGUUAAGAAUGAACCUCCAGAACGAAUUAAGUUCUCAACCCAAAGCACCACUGUAUAAUGCAGUGAAUAAUACAAACAGGAAGCAAUGCAAAACUUUGAGCAUUUCAGUAUACUUUGGCUUUCAAAUUUUUGUCUGUAUGUUGCUCAGCAUACCCACUACAACCCACUAGUUCCCAUAAUAGAAAAGAGGUCAGAAUAUUAUUCACCUCAUUUUUUGAAUCUAUUUCUUUUGGCUUGUAUUUAAUUUUGAUUGUGGGCCACCUUGGCUUGUUCUUUGAGUUACCAGAUUUUUCCUGUAGUUCUCUGAUAUGUGACUUGCACUUGCACUUAAAUAAGACAAAAUAAUAAAUCCUAUAGGCAAAGAUAAUCUUGGUGAAAUCUUGCAUAAAGUACUGUUUGUCAAAAAGGGGGGGGGAGUACUUGAUUUUGCAGUGCUCCUAUCCUCCUCUCUCUUUUUCUUAUGGUUAUGUUUUUAUUUGGAAUCAUUCAUCACGAGCAGCCUUAGAAAUCUCAUAUCAGCUGCCACAGUGAUAUUAAGCUGUCAAGUUAGAAGUUAAAUGAAAUAUUCACAACAACCAAAUAGCUGCCUCUUUGUCUGUCAGCAUGCAGCGUGCAGGAAUUUGAUAACUCUGUGCGCAGUGUUUUCAUUUUUCCUGUGUUUAUUUAUAGCUUGGUCUUUCCCAAAGGAGGGUCAGGUUCUGUAAUAGCACUUCUUUCCUUACUCAAUUCUUACAGCAGCCUUGUGUGGCAGAUCCCACUUUGCAGAUGAGAUACUCACUCUGACGUUUUUUAAUUUUUGUAUUAGUUUCACCUGUAGGCUGCUUUCCCACAUAAAUGUGGCCAAAGCGGCUCGCAGUGCUGUAAAAAAAUAAAAUAAAAUGCAUAUUAUUGCAAUAAUAGUUUAAUGUGCAUUGAUUUCAAAACAUACAUAGUAUGAUAAUCCAGCACACAGUGCUUUAAAAGAGUCUCAUCCUCCAUGAAUACUAUCUUCUAGCUCCACUGAUGGAGUCCGUAUAGCCCUGGAUACCAGUUGCAGGGAAUCACAAGUGAACAGAGUGCUGUUUCUCUUGGGUCCUCCUUGAAGGCUUCCCAGAGGCAUAGCCACUGUGAGAAUGAGAUGCUGGACUAGAUAGAAUGUUGGCCUGAUCUAGCAACACUAUUCAUUUGUUCCUAGAUAAUUCAUUUUCAUAUUGCUAUUAAUGAAUGAAUUAAAUUUGUAUACUCACCUCCCCUUCAUCUGUAGAUCUCAGGGCAGUUCACAACAUAAAUCUGCUUCACAGCAGAUGAUGAUUCCACCCAGCUGGGGCUUGUUCUGCAGCCAAUCAGGGCUGGGUGGAGUGUCCACCAAUCAGGAGGGUGUGGACAGUUAAAUGGUCCAGUUGAGCUUAGCUUGGUCGUGGCUAGAGAUUAGCUGGGCAUUGGAGCAGUUUGCUAGGCACGGCAGCCCCAAUUAUUUCCCUGAGGGGAAGGAUAAAAUUCUAAAAUGGGCCUGAAAGUGUUUUCUUGGUUUAGGUAGGAGAACAAAAAGCCAUUCUGGGAGGAAUCAGCUUAAUUAGAAACCGGUUUAAAGUCCAAUUUUAAAUAAAGUUCUUAAUUACUUCUGUAAAAGGUUUUUGGCUUAUCAGCUUAACCAUCAAGCUUAAACCCUCAUCAUGUGUGUUUAAAUUAAAUUCCAGUUUUGUUUCCAACAUGGCUCAUCCUUCCUUUGAUCCUCUGGGUGAGGGAGAAGUGGUCACAGGCUUUCCUUUCACAUUAUUAGUAGUCCUUGCUCCUGGAUAUUAGCAGUUGCUACCACAUACAGAGAAUCUCAGACCUCAACAGGUUGUUUUAAAGCACCCCAAACUCUGUCACGUUCUGUAUCUUUAUUGAGGAAGUUUACCACAACCAUGUCUUCCAACACACCAAUGUCUUUACGGUUCACGCUUGCCGGUUACACCUGGAGCAGCCAAACUGGUUCUCUCCUGUUGCUGUUGGACUCCAUCUCCCAUCAUCCCCAGCUAGCAGGUAUCAUGGUUAGUGCUGAUGGGACCUGUAGUCCACCUGAGGGCACAGUGCUGGCUACUACUGUGCUGCCCAGCAGUACAUAACACUGGCCAGGUCUGAGGCAUAGCUGGGCAAAUUGCCCCCCUGCCCCGGUAAGCCCCAUAAGCUUAGCAGGCAGCACUGGGACAGCAGGAGUUUCUUUUGGACAGGUCUCUCCUGUAAGCAAAUCUGGUCUUGAGCAUCGUUCAUGUAGAAAAUACAAAUUCAGGUUCUUCAUUCAGCAGAAAAUACAAAUUCAGGUUCUUCAUUCAGGUUUUCCAAACAUCGCUAGCUGUGAUCACUGGCUCACAAGCAUUCUGAGACUUUAAAAACAGCACUUGCUUAUUCAGUCAAUCUAUAUGAGCGGACACUCCUAUUACACGACUUCUUGCCAUUCUGCAUCUCCUAAUUGCUGUUAAGUAAAUCAGUGGUAAGAAUGAAUUGCACUCCACCCUGUCUCAGAUUCUUGACUUUCACGGGCCAGGCUGAGUUUGCAGAACUGACAUCUAGGAAGCCCCCUUUGUCUCUCUCUAAUUUGCAAAUCGAGCUUAGUUGAGAACAUUUGAUCCAAAAGCUGCAGGUUCAAGGUUAUUUUUACAGUAUGUCUGCAUUUUCAGAGCUUGACAGCGAGACCGGCGUUCUGGCUUCUGUCAGUGCUAAACUUGCUCUCCAUCUGUGGUUUUCAGAUUUACUUUAAAGGUGGUAUGUUUUUAAAAUAGAAAUUUCUGAUGGAGCAUCAUUUAAAAAAAUGACUUCCAUGAUUAUCCAUUAUUUUCUGCUGUUCUGAUUUGCCAGUGUUUAUGUUUGAAAUUUUUAAACAUAAAUGACCCCCUCCAGGAAUAAUACAGCUUUCUGUUUGCCUUUUUGUUAUCUUCUGUGCUUUUUUAAAAAAAACUUUGCUGUUGCACCUUCCAGUAGACAUCUACAAAAUGAGAAUAAAAUUAAUUUCCAGUAGGAAUUCCUAAAGUUUUGUCUGUGCAAGGCUGCAGUGACCCAGUGCUCAUUAUGCAUAACUUCUAAUUCCUAAAAUUGUUAUUCCCUAUUAUCAAAGAUAAUUUCUGGGUUGCCAGAGCUUGUGAUGUCCUAUGUUUUUAGUGUUGCUAAAAAGUAGUUGCAGGCCCCCUCAACUGGUUCCUGUACUUUACGUGAGAUACAUGUUGAGAAGUUUAAAGUACUCCUUUGCAUGAGUCAGUAUGUUGAUCUUUUUAGCCCAGUAAUGUCACUGCCUCCCAAGUUCUUCCUUGAUGAGAUCUUAUCUAGAGAUACUUGUGGGUGAACUUGGGACCUUAUUAUCGCUCUCCUUUCCAGUUCAGCUUCUUUUAAAUUUUCCACAAGGAGUGAUGACCUACUUUGGGAAACGGCACUAGAAUUUGAGCUGCUCGAGUAAAAUGUUAACGUUCAUUGAUCAAUGACCAUAUUUGGAGUUUAGAAAAUUAGCUGCUCAGCGAUCCAGGUCCAACUCAGGGGGAUUUCAUGAUCGAUUCCAUUUCAUUAAUUUCAUUAUUGAGUACAAUUUAAUUUAAAGCAUUUUUAUCCCUAUUUUUCCAUUAAAAUGUUCAAGACAGCUUACAAAAGUUAAAAAAAUAGCAGAACAGUUAACGAGACCCACAAAAAAACAACACACCAGAUCAAAUAUAAGCACUUUACACAGCAUUCAAAAUUUGUCUGGUGCCAGACGUAUUCUGCACCAGGCUAUCAGCAACUUGUGACCAAGUGAAGAUGCCUGGGCGCCUGCUUUCUCCACCCCCUGGAGGUGCAUGCCUGGGGAUCCUUGGAUCUUGACUGUUUUCACACACUAACAGCAAAGCCUGUAGAAUUCCAUCCAUGAUAUUCAUCUGCAUGAUCUGAACAAAUUUCAGGAACCAGAAAGUUGUAUUCCAAAAUACAACUUUGGAACUGUCUAGCCUCCAAAUGGCAACUAGGAAUUUUGUUUUGUUGAUUCUAACCUUGGUUUAAGGAGCCGUUUGGUGCCUAGCUUAUAUAUCUGAAUUUAUAACACUGCCUUUACAUUAAUUGACUUAAAAUACAAUGGCAAGCAGCCUAAACUGUAAAAGAGGAGCCUAAAAAACAAACAAGCAGACCACAAAUUUAAUAACUUCAUAAUAUAUGAAGUUCACACAAAAAGUUUUUCAAGACAGAAGCAAGGAUAAAAUAGCCUCCUAACCAAAAGGCUACCAGAGAGAAGAAGAAACUAAUUUUGUGAUGUGUAAAUGCAAAAUGAUAAUGAGAGAGUGGAGAAUGGGGACUAGGUUCAUCAGCAGAAUCUUUUGGAGGGGAUCUCAACUUAGAACAGAAAUCCAACCAACCAUAAAUGUUAUCUCCAGAUAUUCAGCUGUUUUCUGAAUGCCCCUCAGACCCAAAUGGUCCUUAUAAAAAGAGGAAGAAAAAAAUUGUCUUGGGGCUGACGAUUUCAUCAGGGAUUUAAAGACUGGUAAAAAUGAAUCCAUUAACUCCUUUCAACAUGCUAGGGGGGUGGAGAUACUUUUUUUUUUUUUUAAAGUUACCUACUUAAUGAUAUGAGGACAUGUUUGUUUAGAGUUGACUGUAUGUUUAGAGUUGUAGUAAUAUGAUCAUAAGUAUGGGUAUGAAUGAGAAUAGUUAACUGAGGUACAGCUAAGUUAUUACUGUUUUAAGCUGGUGACUUUAAUGUUAUUGUUCCUGCCUAUGGAUUUUAAAGGGUUAUGUAUUUUACCAUGAAUCUGUAUUUAAAAAUAUAGUAAGCCACUUUGCUUUUUGUGGAAUGCCCUCCCCAGGGAGGUUUGUUGGGCGCCUCCAUGAUAUAUUUUUAAGUGCCAGGCAACAAGAUGUAAAUGUUAAUAAUUGAUCCCCAGUAUGUUUUCAACUGCAGAUGAUGUGGAAACCGGCGUAUGAUUUCCUGUACACCUGGGGAGCUCACUAUGGAGACAGUUACAGAGAUAUGUUGCAAGACCUGCAGUCUGCACUGGACAAAAUGAAGAAUCCUGUGACCAAACAGUGGCGAGAAUUAACUGGAGCUCUGAUUCUAGUCAACUGCAUGGAGGUUCUCCAGGCAAGUGCUUUCUCUAAGAUGGAUGAAGACUAGAAGUCAUCUAAUUUAGAAAGGCGCCGUGGAAAUUAUCUUCCUGAAACACAAAGCAGUUAAAUGAGAGCAUUUGCAUCAAGAACCGUUUAGCUCCUCUGCCUGUGAAAAUUAUGCCUAUUGCUUCUGGCUUUUAUGGGCUUAAGCUUUUUUAAAUGAAAAGAUCAAGUCAUUUAUUUUUCAAGCAGGACCAGUUUUCCCUUGCUUUUCCUCAUACCCAUGUCCCUACAACAACAUGUCUUGAAAGGUGUUCGUGUACAGCAGUCGGAAUCUGACCAGCCUUGCAGUGGGCUGCACAUUUUGGGGGGUAGUUUAGUACGGGAGGAAUUUAAGCUGGGCAGCAUAGUUACAUUACUUAUUCAGAGCGUUUUACCUAGAAAUUAUUCCAUAUGCCUGCUAUUAUCAUUCCUGAGUGAACCAGUGAGGGAAACUGCACACUCCUGUGACUACAUGGUUGCUCUGAGGUAAUUGGGAAAGCUGUAAAUAUAUCCUCAAUUACUUUACUACAGUAGCAUCUUGGCUUACGGUACCCUUGCGUAACGCAAACUUCAGGUUGCAAAAGUGGGAAACCCAGAAGUGUUUCGCCACACGUGCAUGUGCAGAAGCGCUCUACCGUGCCGCGUGCAUGCGCAGAAACGGUCUGCUGCCACUCACGCACAUGCGCAGAAGCAGUCCCUCCGGUUACGGAAACCUUGGGAUCUGACCAGAACUUUGGAACGGAUCUCAUCUGCAACCAGAGGUACGUUUGGAUUCCAGUGGAAAUGGACUGUCUGAAGGCCUGUCUGCCAGGUAUCUGUAUUAUUGACCCAUGUUUCUUCAUGAAAAAGUGGUCUGUCCCCUUUGUGGAUGUCUUGUGCUAUUCAUUUCCCCCAGUGCACCAGCCUUAUCUCUCAUCCCCAGGUAAUGGGAGCCCCACCUCCAUCUUGCUGUGACCUUGCCUUCUUAUUCGGCUCUAAAGCAGAACCAGAAUUGACAUUCUGUGACAGUGGUGACAUAUUCUUAGGGUCAGUUCUCUGCUCAGUUCUCCACUCCUCAGGGCAAAUGAAAUGCAUGGUCGGCGCAUGAUUUUUAUGAAAACUGCCCACUGGCAUAGGAAUCACAAAGCAAUCUGCUCUGCUGCUGUCAUAGUUUCCGAACUUGUAUCUAUAACAUGGUGGUUCCAACAUCCACUUCCGACUAUCAGGCUCUGCUUGAUACCCCUUACAUCAUAAUGACAAAUGAAACUGUUUUUAAUGAUUAAAAAAAAAAAAAAGUUGUCUGCAUCCACCCAGGAACGUCCAAAGAUAGAUAUUAUUUUUGCACCAUUGCAUGUGUCAAAGGUUUAAUGUACAGAUACAAUUUAUUCACAUUUUUUUUACCUGCUGUGUUUUAUUUGUGUGGGCUCUUAAGUUGGGCAGUCCUAGCUUACAAGGGUCAAUGGCAGCUGUUGAAUCAUUGACUGCCCUGUUAGCCACUACCUCUUCUGUUUUUUGUUUUUUUAAUUCAAGAGGUACACAGCAGGGCAUUAGGGACCAAAUGUAUUUGCCAUUAUUAUUGGUUUGUGUGUUCUUUGAUAAAAAAACCUGUUCUACUUUUUGUUUCACUGUAGUAAGAGUAUUUUUUUGCCGGGGGGGGGGGAAUUUGCAUUGAGAUCAUGUGUGGAUAAGAAGGCCACAGGCAGUCAUUAGUUUCUCACUGCCUGUGGAUGUUUAUAAAAAGAGACUUGAGAAAAAACAAAUAGGCUCUAAACCUCAGUGCCAUUUGUGCCUUGACAAUCUUACCACAAUCUCAGCAAAAAUCUUAGUAGUGUGAAUUAAUGUUGCAAGAAAUGUGGCAGUUAAUCACACCUAAUAGUUCUAAUAUGUCACGCCCCAAACUGCAAAGACAGAAAAUUUAAGAGUUCAUUUUACUUAGUGGGGGGCACUCUGUAUAGGCCCUGUUCUGACAUAGCAAUCUGAGACCAUUACACCAUGGUUUAUCAGCCAAUGAAAAGCCUGUGCCCGUGUGGUUGCUCUUUGAAUCUUCGCUCCCCUCAUGGUCCUGGCUUUGUAGCUUAAGAUCACGGCUUCUUUGAACCACAGUUUCCUAUUACAUCUGGUCUCGGAAUUGCUGAUUUAAUCUCUGCUUGUCAUGGUUAUCAAAUCACAGUUUCCUGGUGCAGAUGUAUCUGGAAACUAUGGUUUAGAUCAGCCAAGCAUGAAGAGAAGGAUAGGGAGGGAGUGUUCAUUCUCAGACUGUUGAGCCAUGGUUUGUGGGACCAAGAUUGCUAGUUGAAGCUUGCCCAUAGAAGUCAACAAUUCAGCCACUAAGACUGUUACUCUAGGGCAAGGUUAUAGGACAUGAUUAUAUGCUCAGUUACUGAAACCCAGUGUCUUGUGUUCAUGAAGUUCCCUGAAUCUAUGGAGCUGGAUUCCUUGACAGUAAAACAGAUGUAGCUAUGUAUUGGGGCAUUGUGACUGGACUCCCUCACACACUAACAGAUUCCUUUGUGGAGGGCUCCACCUCCAUUUAGGAUGCAGGCAUAAGCAGCCAACAUAGGAACAUGGUCCUCUGUGAAAUGGCUGCAAGUGAUACUUUCUUAUAUGAUAUUGGAAAUGGUCCUGUCAAUGCCCAAAGAAAAGACUAUGGCUUGACAAAAUCUUAACAGAGGUUACUGUUCCAGAACCUACCUCAGCAAGCAUGUUGAGGAGCGGAAGGAGGAGUUUCGUACCUCAUGAAGCAAAAUGGGAUGAAGGGUAUUCUCACCUCCUGUCUGCAUUUACUAUGCAUUUCCAUGUAUGUGUACUCAGAAGUGAGUCCUGCUGUUCCCAGAGGUAGGAUUGCACAAGACUGUUGCCUUCCUUUGGAUAGGGGUUGGGGAGUAACCAUCAUUCUUAAAGGGACUGGGUUUCAUUUGGUCUUCCUGGUUUUUUUAUAUGAGCAUUGCUAAAUUUUAUUUUGCUUGACCAAAAAUACAAAGGCCUGAUGUGAAGAAUUCUAAUAGUCUUAGUAUAACAGAUGAGGAAAAUUGCCAACAUUUUGCUUUUAUGGAAGGGAUUCCAGAUAUAGCUUCAGGUUUUUGACUACAAGGGCACCUUAAGCAAGGAAACGAGGGGCUGAGCAAUCCUCUACGAAGGCAGCUCAUAUUGUGUUUAUUUUCAAAGUGCAGUUUUUGGAACUGAUGUUGUAAUGUUAUAUUCUGAUAUAUUGGUUUAAUACUUUAUUUAAAAAAAUAUGUUUUGUGUAUUUUGAUUAAACUGACUCUUUUAAUUCUG
Molecule: messenger RNA, 29950 nt
Organism: Podarcis lilfordi (Lilford's wall lizard)
Lineage: Eukaryota; Metazoa; Chordata; Lepidosauria; Squamata; Lacertidae
Source: the annotation of a GenBank genome assembly